Pyrenophora tritici-repentis Pt-1C-BFP is the source of this 1110-nucleotide messenger RNA. RefSeq names its product Med15 multi-domain protein. Gene Ontology annotation, molecular function: DNA-binding transcription factor activity. Lineage: Eukaryota; Fungi; Ascomycota; Dothideomycetes; Pleosporales; Pleosporaceae. Gene Ontology annotation, biological process: regulation of DNA-templated transcription. The record is from RefSeq and is a predicted model, not a curated record.
AUGGACCAGCAGAAGCGCUCGCCGCCGUACGAGGGCCACUCGUCUGGCUCAGAAGCCAGGCAAUUGACUCCCGGUGCGAAGAAGCGGCCUUCAAGAGCAGGCACUCGCAGUGUCACUACUCUGACUGCUGCUCAGCUGGAACGCAAGAGGGCAAACGACCGAGAAGCACAACGGGCCAUCCGCCAAAGAACAAAGGACCACAUCGACACUCUCGAGCGUCAAGUUCGCGACCUGACAGCACAGCUCGAGAACAACUCGUCCACCAAGAUGAUGGACCUCAUCAGGAGGAACGAAGAGUUGGAGCAAGAGAACGCCGUCCUCCGCUCGCGCCUGUCACACGCAGUCUCAGCCCUAGGCGUCCCGGAACAAGGAGCAGGUGCACCUUCACCCAGUGAUCGCGUCCAGAUGCUCAGCCAACCUCGGCGAAUGUCGACGGGGACGGCAAGGAGCGCUCACUCUGUGCCCGAAAUAGCAACGCCUGUCUCGCAGCCGGGCCAUUGGCAGCAGCAGCAUACGUAUGCUCAUCACGUUUCGUCGCCACAUGUCGAUACGCCACCUGCCAUGGGUGAAGUGCAAGCGCCUCAGCACGAGGCUGUCCGCUGGAGUCCUCAUCCUGGCCACCCCCAGCAGCAACAACAGCACCAUCAAGUUUCGAUGCCAGUACAAGAUGCGUCGGUGCAUGCCGUUGAGCAGCCAAACAUGUCAUAUCCCAGCCCAUAUGUCAUGGAAAGCAACGCGCGAGCCAUGUCAUACCCACUCGAGAAUGCGUCCAUGGUCACUUCGCAGCCCAUGCCAAUGUCAGGGUAUGGUACGCCGACGUCGCAUCCUUCGCCGCACGCUUCCGAGUACCAACGACACAUGAGCGUACCCAUGCAUCACCAGCCUGUACAGGGCCAGGGCCCACCCCAGCAUCAGCAGCACCACACUUCUGCGCCUUACGGCUCGUAUCCGGUCGGUCCUCAGCAGGGCUACACACCGCAAGGCAACCACGGCGGCGAGAUGCCCAUGAUGCACGCACAGCACGGUCAGGCCCAGAUGAUGAACGAGCAAGGGCAACACAUCAUGUACCAGCCGUAUCAACCCAACAUGAAGGUUGAGCACUCUGGCUGA